Messenger RNA from Notolabrus celidotus (New Zealand spotty), 2044 nucleotides. RefSeq names its product thymic stromal cotransporter homolog. Gene Ontology annotation, cellular component: membrane. Gene Ontology annotation, molecular function: transmembrane transporter activity. The coding region runs from base 176 to 1513 and encodes 445 amino acids. The transcript is spliced from 7 exons. Gene Ontology annotation, biological process: transmembrane transport. Lineage: Eukaryota; Metazoa; Chordata; Actinopteri; Labriformes; Labridae. The record is from RefSeq and is a predicted model, not a curated record.
ACUUUGUGUCUCACUCACAGACUCUGACUCAGAAGAGGAAGAGUUGUCUAAGUAGACCUAGGGUAAAUCUGAAUAAGUUCCUCUGCUGCUUUUUCACCUCUGCGUUUUUUAAAUUGACUUUGAGUCUCAACAUUGUUCCAUUCAAGCUUUGUUAUUAAUUAGCCCAUACUUCAUCAUGGUCCUGCCGAACCUGUGUCAAGCUGCUCUUACAGUGCUCCACCAGAUCGAGCCGGUGAUCAUACUCGAGCAGCUGGGCAGCACUCUCUUCGACACUGCCCUGCAGAUGGUGGUCAAGGAUGAAUGUGCAAACGCCACCUACCCUGACACCCACCUCUCCAGGGAGGACAGCCAGCAGAAAGCCAUGUCGGACUUCUUCAUGACUUUCAACCUCAUCGUUAAGUUAGCUCCGAUUUUACCUGCGCUGUUACUGGCAAGGUUAGGCGACCGCGGCUGGAGGAGACUUCCCAUCGUGGUGCCUCUGUGUGGGUACCUGGUGUCCAGGCUCAUGCUGCUGCUGGUGGUCAUCUUCAAGCUCCCGCUGGAGGUGAUGUUCGGCGCGGCGGCGCUGUUCGGACUGUCCGGUGGGUUCUGCGCGUACUGGCCUGGCGUCAUGACGCUGGCGUCGCUCGCCUCAACGGCGGCUGACCGGUCCAAGGUGAUGAUGAGAGUGGAGCUGCUUUAUGGAGCAGCAGGUCUAGUGGGCAGCCUGGUGUCAGGUCAUCUCUUCCUGCUGUACAGCUCCAGUUUGGGAAACGGAACAGUCCUGCUCACUGUGAGCACACUGCUAGCCCUGCUCUGCCUCUUACAGUCCAUAUUCCUGCUACAGGUCAAACAAGAGUCUAACAAUGAGCCAGAAGACCACUACCAGCUCCUGUCUUCUGACUCCAGUGAUGGGCCUGCAGAGGCUCCUGCACGGGUGAACAGGGUUAACAUGGCUCUACUGUUCAUGGCUGCUACCCUGUACGUCUCUGCUGUGGGUGGAGCCCUUGAAAUAUUGGGCAUCUUUGUGAUGAAGGCGCCACUUGGCUGGACUGCCACUCAGGUGGGUUAUGGGAAUGCUGCAGGCUGCAUGAUAUUCGUCACCAGUUACCUCGGUGUCAUGGUGUUUCGUCGCUGCGUCAGUGACGUGAUGCUCAUCCUGAUCGGCAUGAUAUCAUUUGCCUCUGGAAUUUACUUCAUGUCCUUCGUCACUGCAACCUAUUUAUUCUACCUGGCUCGCUCACUCAACAUGUUUGCUCUCAUACCGCUACCAACCAUCAGAUCUCUGCUCUCACUGCAAGUUCCAGCAUCCUCAUGUGGCACGACUCUCACCCUCCUUCAGCUGUCUCUGAAGUUUGCUGGUCUGGUGUAUAUUCCUGCCUCCACCAAGAUCUAUCAGGCAACCCUGACCUGGUUCCCAGGCUUUGUCUUUUUACUUGCCAGCAUCAUAACAGUCCUGGGAAUGAUACCCAUCAGUAUAUUCGGCUGCAGAUCACCUCAGAGGCGACAGAAUGAGAGGAUUCAGGGAGACUGAUGGCAUUUGUAAGUCUGUGUUGUUGGAGGCAGACUAAAGUGAGAUAGAAAUGGACUCAAGAAGAAAAAUUUCCCUUGAUCCCACUUAAGAUGACAAAUUGAAAUACACCUCAGGAAGGUAGGAGAUGGACUCCUGCAGACUUUCGCUGUUACAGGAGGAACAGACAGAAAGUUCUGUGUUACAUUAGCAUUUUGUUUAGAUGAACACAAGUAGUGUGAUAAGUGUAAAUGAGAUGUAUGCAGGUCAACUGCAUGCAUGAACAUCACAGCAUGUAGUAUUUUGAUGAAAAUGUCAUAACUGUUGAAGGUUUGUGAAAAACCACUGACAUUUGUUUGAACUUCUUCAAAACACUCUUACUUACGUCUUCAACACACCCAAGCAGAUUACAACACAGUGCAAAUCUGUCAUUGUGAACGUGUCAAGACCAAGCAGCAAUCUCUGGUUUUAAAAUAUGAAACCAAUGUGGAAGUGAUAAAAACUGCAGUUACUUGAGUGUCCACUUGAGGCAAAAAAAACAAUUAUUACAGCAGA